GCAGCGAGGACGAAGCACAUCCGUCUGCACAUGGAAGGCGCGCUGACCGCCCGGGACAAGGUCGGGGUGCAGGAUUUUGUGCUCUUGGAUGCGUACACCAGCGAAUCUGCUUUUCUGGACAAUCUUCGGAAGCGUUUCAGCCAGAACCUUAUCUAUACGUAUAUCGGGACGCUCCUUGUGUCUGUGAAUCCAUACCAGGAGCUUGGAAUCUACACCAGGAGCCAGAUGGGACUUUAUCAAGGGGUCAAUUUCUUUGAACUGCCACCACAUGUCUAUGCCAUAGCUGACAACACUUACCGCACGAUGUGCUCUGAGCUAAAUAACCACUUCAUCCUCAUUUCCGGAGAAAGUGGGGCAGGGAAAACGGAAGCCUCCAAGAAGAUUCUCCAGUAUUUUGCAGUGACCUGCCCAAUGACCGAGUCACUCCAAAUAGCCCGUGACAGGCUACUGCUCUCCAAUCCAGUGCUGGAGGCUUUUGGAAAUGCCAAAACACUCCGGAAUGACAACUCCAGCAGAUUUGGAAAAUACAUGGACAUACAGUUUGACUUGAAGGGCAUUCCCAUAGGCGGGCAUAUCAUCUGUUACCUGAUAGAGAAGUCUCGAGUCGUCUAUCAAAACCAGGGCGAGAGGAAUUUCCACAUCUUCUACCAGCUGCUAGAGGGUGGCGAAGAGGACCUUCUGGCUUACCUGGGACUUGAGCGAGACCCCCAGCUCUAUAAAUACCUCUCACAGGGUCAUUGUGCCAAAGAGUUGUCUAUUAAUGACAAGAACGAUUGGAGAACUGUUUCCAGUGCCUUUUCUGUCGUCGAUUUUACUGAGGAUGACCUUGAGAAUCUCUUUGGAAUUAUUGCCAGUGUCCUACACCUGGGGAACAUUUGUUUUGGAGAGAAUUACCAAGGCUGUGCCACCAUACCAGACACCCACGAGAUCAAAUGCAUCGCCAAGCUCCUGGGGGUCCACCCACCGGUCCUUCUGGAAGCUCUCACUCAUAGGAAGAUUGAAGCCAAAACUGAGGAGGUGGUCUGCCCAUUGACGCCAGGACUCUCUGUGUACGCCAGAGACGCAAUGGCAAAGGCUGUCUAUGGAAGAACAUUUACUUGGUUGGUCAAUAAAAUCAAUUCCUCCUUAGUGAACAAGGAUUUCACCAGGAAAACUGUGAUCGGAUUGCUGGAUAUCUACGGGUUUGAAGUCUUCGACAAGAACGGUUUUGAAUAGUUCUGCAUAAAUUACUGCAAUGAGAAACUCCAGCAGCUGUUAAUUGAGAGUACCCUAAAAGCGGAACAGACAGAAUAUGAAAUGGAAGGUAUAGAGUGGGAACCAAUUCAAUAUUUCAACAACAAGAUCAUCUGUGAUUUGGUAGAAGAGAGACACAAAGGAAUCAUUUCCAUUCUGGAUGAAGAGUGUAUUCGCCCUGGUCCUGCUACUGACUUGAGUUUCCUGGAGAAAUUGGAAGAGAGAGUGGGCAAGCACGCACACUUUCAAACCCGGAAGCUGGCAGGUCCAAAGGGCCGAAAGAGGAUUGGCUGGAUGGAGUUCCAACUCUUCCACUAUGCGGGUGAGGUCACAUACUGCACCACAGGAUUCUUGGAGAAAAACAAUGAUCUCCUCUACAGACAUCUGAAAGAAGUGCUAUGCAGGUCCAGAAACAGCAUCCUGAGAGAAUGCUUCCUAGUGGCUGAGUUAGAGAACCGGAGAAGGCCACCAACGGUGGGGACUCAGUUUAAAAACAGUCUGAGCAGCCUUCUGGAAAUUCUCAUCUCCAAGGAACCUUCGUACAUCCGUUGCAUCAAGCCCAAUGAGAGGAAAGAACCCGGCAAAUUUGACGACUUCCUCAUAAGGUAUCAGGUCAAAUAUCUGGGGCUGAUGGAGCACCUGCGGGUGAGACGGGCAGGCUUUGCGUACCGGCGGAAAUAUGAGCAUUUCUUGCAAAGGUACAAGUGCUUGUGCCCAGACACCUGGCCGCACUGGCACGGGCCCCCAGCAGAGGGUGUAGAGCGGCUGAUCAAGUACAUUGGGUACAAACCUGAGGAGUACAAGUUAGGGAGAACCAAAAUAUUCAUUCGUUUCCCCAGAACUCUGUUUGCUACUGAAGAUGCCUUUGAAUUUAGUAAACAUCAACUAGUUGCAAGAAUUCAAGCCACAUACAAAGGCUGCCUGGAAAGGAGAGCAUAUGUGAGAAAAAGACAAGCGGCCAUCAAACUUGAAGCGCACUGGCGUGGAGCCCUGGCUCGCAUGGAGGCCAAAAGGAGAAAGUGGGCCGUGCAGAUUAUAAGGAGGUUCAUUAAGGGAUUCAUCAAUCGCAACAAGCCCCUUUGUCCUGACAAUGAGGAGUUUAUCAUGUUGGUGCGCAGGAAUUACAUCUUGAACCUUCGGUAUCAUGUCCCCAAGAAUGUCUUGGACAAGAGCUGGCUGAGGCCUCCUGGCUUGUUGGAAAAUGCAUCGGAUCUGCUCAGGAAGAUGUGCACAAGGAACCUGGUGCGGAACUACUGCCGUGGGAUCACAGCCGAGAGGAAAGUGCUGAUGCAGCAAAAGAUGGUUACAAGUGAAAUAUUCAGGGGGAAGAAGGAAGGCUACGCAGAAAGUUUAAGUCAACCCUUUGCCAACACUCGGAUAGAUGAAGGAGACAUUCACCCCAAAGUGUUUCAAAUCGUCAGCAAAGAGAACAUCCAGUAUGGCAUUCCGGUCAUUAAAUACGACAGGAAAGGCUUCAAGGUGCGACAGCGGCAGCUCAUUCUGACUCAGAGAGCAGCUUAUGUGGUGGAACUUACCAAAAUCAAACAGAAAAUAGAGUAUUCCACACUCAAAGGUGUCUCUACGAGCAACCUUAGUGACAGAAUCUUCGUCAUUCAUGUCUCGCCAGAGGGCAACAAGCAAAAGGGGGACGCUGUCUUACAGUGUGAGCACGUAUUUGAAGCGGUUACUAAACUAGUCAUGCUGGCUAAUAAGGAGAACGUUGUAAAUGUCGUUCAGGGAAGUUUACAGUUUUAUAUUAGUCCUGGAAAAGAAGGCACAAUCGUUUUCGACACCGGGCCAGAAGAACAAAUCUAUAAAAAUAAAAAUGGACAGCUAACAGUGGUGUCCGUCCGCAUGAAGUCCUCUGACCUCUCUCAUCACCAUUUUUGCUCCGACUGAGGAAAGUACCCAGGAGGUGGGAAUUUGAUCCAGUUAAGCUCCGUAUCCAAGGGAAGAUCACAGCAGCUCGGAAAGCAUCACAUCUAAGAAAAGUGAGUGGCCAUCUUAUACCAAAGCCUGGCUCCAGCUUCUCAGCUGCCCUGUGGCACCAAAUUAAAAUGUCCUCUUCAGAGAGCCGACCUCAAGUCACCUAAAGGGGUGUGGUUUAAAGGGUCCCAAAUAGGACCUACACUUAGCAGGUAUUUGAACAUGUCAUUACAGGGUGGGAAACAGAUUCUGGGCUUUUAUCAAGCUGUCCCUGAGGCAUGUUUAUGUAUUUAUAUAUGGUCUGAGAGUAAGUGAAUUUCAUAAAGCUGUAAAAUUUGAACUUAGGUUUCAA
This is a messenger RNA of Manis javanica (Malayan pangolin), 3511 nucleotides long. It is a transcript of the gene MYO1H, whose product is annotated as myosin IH. Gene Ontology annotation, cellular component: plasma membrane; actin cytoskeleton; cytoplasm. Gene Ontology annotation, molecular function: ATP binding; actin filament binding; microfilament motor activity. NCBI's taxonomy places the organism in Eukaryota, Metazoa, Chordata, Mammalia, Pholidota, Manidae. The record is from RefSeq and is a predicted model, not a curated record. Gene Ontology annotation, biological process: actin filament organization; actin filament-based movement; endocytosis.